CUUUAACACAGAAUACAUAAUGAGUUAAUACAGACUAGCAGGAGGAGAUCAGCAGAUUGCAUUUGAUCAUGCCUUGGUUUGUUAUUGUGUGACUGACUAUGAAAUUUCAGGUGUUGUAUGUUAUAAAAACAUUCUUGAGAAACAAAAUGGGAUCCUGGACUCCUGUUCACUGCAAAUGCUGUGUACAACCUUCCGUGCGAACGCUCGCUGCAAUGCAGCUUAAAGAGGACAUCAAACCCGAGACAAAAAAAUGGCUCAUAUCUAUUCUAGAAGCACCCAAAAAAGAUGGAGGAGCACAUGUUUUAGUCCAUCCUGGAGAAGAUGACGACGGUAACUUUCUUCUCCUCUCUGCUACUUCAUGUUCACUGCUACAAGCAAUAGAAGUUGUGGGCUUGUCCAAACCUGACCUUCAUGGAUCAAUGAGAACAUUUUCUUAUGAAUACAGGAAGAAUUUCCUGAACGCUGAUAAACUUGAUAGCUUCCUGACAUUAUCAGAACAACAGUUCUUGUUGAAACAUGAAAUAGAGAGUGUAAAAGUUCUUCAGGAAACUUGCAUCCCAGGAUACUUAGAGCACAAGCUAUUUCCUGGGCAACAAACUGUUGACCUUUUGCAGAAAUGGGGAAUCAUUGUGAAAUUCUACCCAGUCCACGACAAAGAAGAGUUAAAGAGCUUAAUAAGAAGUUGGUAUAAGCAAAUAAGUAUUGGACCACAGCCAAUUGAUGCUGUUCGGGCUUAUUUUGGAGAGUCUGUGGCUCUGUACUUUAGGUUUCUUGAAUAUUUUACAGUUUCACUGAUUGCUAUGGUGGUGCUCCAUUUCAUCUGCAUGUUUUUUGAAGACUCGUUCAACAAAUAUGUUAUUUUUGCUGUAUUCAAUGUCAUUUGGUCCACAGUGUUCCUGGAGCUAUGGAAGCGUCAUAGUUCGGUAAAGGCCUAUUUUUGGGGCACACUAUACUUGAAGAGCUAUUUUGAAACCUCUCGACCCAACUUUGGGGGUCUCAUGAUGACCAAUCCUAUUACUGGGAGAUAUGAACCAUACUAUCCACAAUGGAAGAGAAAACUGUGGAUCAUUUUUGUGACUGUGCCAGUUGUUUGUGUGUUUGUGGGACUUGCAGUUGAUGGAAUGACUAUGUUCCUAUACUGGGAACACUGGUGCAAGACCUGGUACAAGAGAAGCACCAGCAGUUACUCCGUUCUAGUAUUGCAUCUACCAAGUGUUUGCCACACAAUUUACAUGGAGAUUUUGAACACACUGUAUCGGAGAUCUGCUACGACUUUGACUGAAUGGGAGAAUCACAGAACUGAAUCUUCAUUUCAAAAUCACAUGACCAUCAAAGUGCUUGCGUUUCGCUUUGUCAACUGUUUUGGCCUUUUGUUUUAUAUCACCUUCUGCCUACAGGACUUGCAGCUGCUCAAAAAGCGUUUGUCUUCAUUACUGAUUGUGUCUCAAGCAAUCAAUCAAUUUAGCGAGUCAUUGCUUCCAUAUCUGAAGCAAAGACUAAAACUUAACUCCCUAUCACUAAGCAAAACUAAGUCAGACGCAUACCCAUUUAUAGAUUAUGUUGUUUCUCAAGGAGACAAGUUCUCAUAUCCGGGAUUAUUUGAUGACUACAUGGAGCUGUUCGUUCAGUUUGGCUAUGUCAGCCUUUUUUCUUCUGUUUAUCCCCUCACUGCCGUUCUGUUGGUUUUAAACAAUAUCACUGAGAUUCGUACAGACGCUUUUAAAUUAUGUCAGGUUUUCCAGAAACCAUUUUUUCGCCCUGCAGCUAACAUUGGAAUAUGGCAGGUUGCCUUUGAGAUACUUGGAUUUUUCUCUGUCAUUACCAAUUGCUUCCUUGCUGGAAUGUCGCCAGAGAUAAAGACACUUUGUCAGACACAUGUGAUUAGUCCUGAAAAAACUAUGAUUUGUAUCCUUAUAACUGAGCAUUUCCUCAUUGUUUUAAAACUCAUUGUGGCAUUUGCCAUUCCUGACAAACCUGGAUGGCUGCAGUUUAAAGUCAUGCAGAUGGAAUAUCAUUCAUGGACAGCACUCAAAGCAUCAUCAAGAUUCAGCUAGCACAGAAUAUAAACUGUGGCAAAAGAACUGCUGUGAUCUUUUAAGGGCUUUUUUUAAAGGCCUUUUAAAGACAUUGUUUGUGGAAGCUAGUGGACAACAGAAGUCCAUCUUCUGAAUAACUGGGCCAACCUACCAUAAGAGAUUUCAGAAGAUGACAAGAUGAAAGAUGGAAAAUAAAAACACUGUAACACUACAGGAUGAGUGGCCAGUGAAGGGGGUUUGAGUCCUUCCUGGCUUACUGACUAUGAGAUUAUUUUAUUUUUUUAUGAGAUUUUAUUGUGUUUACUAAACUGUUUUUUAAACUUUUUUUUUUUUUUUAAAGAAUUUCUUUAGCAGAAAUGUUUUUACACUGUAUUUUAUUACUUUCAAGCCCAAUAUAUCAUAUUUUAUUGUAUUGAUCUCAGGACAGGAGCAGGAAACUGUACGCUUAAACCAGAGACUAUAUUAUAAGAACGUUUGACUUUCUGAUCUUCCAGGAGCUAUAACCUCAUGUCACAUUGAAGAGGUUUUGUCUUUGUCUUGUAACACUCUGCAAAGCUAUCAUUUUUGCACACUUGAUAUUGUUAGCUUCGUUUUAAAGUCUUCUUCGGAACCCGGAGAUGCACAAGGACUCCGUUAGCUGGAUAAUUCAGUUUAUUGUUAAAUAACAUUUGUUUAAUUUGUUUAUUUAAAUAGUAUUGGUGUUGUAUUUUUGGUGUAACUGAAGUUGUGAACUGUGUGUAUUAUAAUAUGUCAAAACAAGGUGAAUAAAUGAUUCGUUUUUCAGUUAAA
Messenger RNA from Bombina bombina (fire-bellied toad), 2825 nucleotides. RefSeq names its product anoctamin-10. The record is from RefSeq and is a predicted model, not a curated record. The coding region runs from base 99 to 2054 and encodes 651 amino acids. Gene Ontology annotation, biological process: chloride transmembrane transport. Gene Ontology annotation, molecular function: chloride channel activity. Gene Ontology annotation, cellular component: plasma membrane. The transcript is spliced from 13 exons. Lineage: Eukaryota; Metazoa; Chordata; Amphibia; Anura; Bombinatoridae.